This is a messenger RNA of Zygosaccharomyces rouxii, 1170 nucleotides long. It is a transcript of the gene OXA1, whose product is annotated as membrane insertase OXA1. The record is from RefSeq and is a predicted model, not a curated record. NCBI's taxonomy places the organism in Eukaryota, Fungi, Ascomycota, Saccharomycetes, Saccharomycetales, Saccharomycetaceae. Bases 1 to 1170 code for a protein of 389 amino acids. Gene Ontology annotation, cellular component: mitochondrial inner membrane. The transcript has 2 exons. Gene Ontology annotation, molecular function: membrane insertase activity. Gene Ontology annotation, biological process: mitochondrial respiratory chain complex IV assembly; protein insertion into mitochondrial inner membrane from matrix.
AUGUUGAGAACUAGUUUGCAACGUUCUGCUGCAAGAAUUACUUCAAGAACGGUACCUAGAUCGUUAGUAGGUACCGCUUCUCUAUCUUUACCUUUCUCGAGGAUCUCUACUGUUAGAUUUAACUCUUCUGACGCUGGUAAAGUCCCUGCUUCAGAAAUUCGUACCGAAUUGCCCUCAGUUGAAGAUUUAGGUUCAAGUUCUGAUAUAGUGGAUCAAGCGUCUCAAGCCCUUGGCGAAGCUUCCAACCACGUUGGCUACCUUAAUAGCAUUGGGCUGGCUCAAACUUGGUGGUGGCCUGCAGAUGUGAUCCAACACGCCUUAGAAUUGGUUCAUGUUUACAGUGGAUUGCCCUGGUGGGGGUCCAUUUGUGUGGUUACAAUAACUGUACGUCUGCUAAUGUUCCCAUUUUAUGUCAAAUCAUCUGAUACCGUUGCUCGUAACUCCCAUAUCAAGCCACAAAUGGAUAAAUUGAAUGCAGAGUUGAUGUCCACUACAGAUCUGGCAGAAGGUCAAAAAGUCGCCCUCAAGAGAAAACGGUUAUUAGCUGAAAAUGGUAUCAAGAACAGAUGGAUGGCAGCUCCAAUUUUGCAAAUUCCUGUUGCUCUAGGGUUUUUUGGUGGUAUUAGACACAUGGCCAAUUUCCCCGUAGAUGGAUUCACCAAUCAAGGUAUUGCCUGGUUUACCGAUUUAAGUCAAGCAGACCCUUACUUAGGACUACAAGUGAUUACUGCUGGUGUUCUAAUAGGUUUUUCAAGACUUGGUGGUGAAACUGGUGCCCAACAAUGGAGUCCUGUCAUGAAAAGAGUUUUUACAAUUAUCCCGUUGAUUUCUAUUCCAGCUACUAUGAAUGUAUCAGCGGCUGUGGCACUAUACUUUGCAGUCAAUGGUACUUGUGCUGUUAUACAAACUUUAACUUUGAGAAAUAAAUGGGUUAGAGAAAAACUAGGUAUUGCCGAGGUCCGCAGAUAUUCUGAGACUGAAUUAGGACCUCAGAAAGGAAUUAUGGAAUCUUUCAGGGAGAAUAUGGCUAAAUCCAGGGAACAAGCUGAACGCAGGCAAAUGAUGAAAGAGAAAGAUCUUGAAGAACAGGAACGUGUCAAACAGUUGAAAAAAAAUCAACAUAUUAAGAUUGUUCGCAAAUCCGAUUUGCAUCAGAACUCUCAACAAUGA